GCCACUGCCGUCGGGUAAGGUCCCAGCACGGACAUGGCCUCGCGCGGCGCCCGCCCGGGCCCGAGUCCCCCGCGCCCCGCUUUGUAGCCCCCCGGCGGAGAGGCGGCCUCGACGGUGCGGACGGCGCAGACGGCCGGGCGGGCGGCAUGGAGGCGGCGCAUCUGCUCCCGGCCGCCGACGUGCUGCGCCACUUCUCGGUGACAGCCGAGGGCGGCCUGAGCCCGGCGCAGGUGACCGGCGCGCGGGAGCGCUACGGCCCCAACGAGCUCCCGAGUGAGGAAGGGAAGUCCCUGUGGGAGCUGGUGCUGGAACAGUUUGAGGACCUCCUGGUGCGCAUCCUGCUGCUGGCUGCCCUUGUCUCCUUUGUCCUGGCCUGGUUCGAGGAGGGCGAGGAGACCACGACCGCCUUCGUGGAGCCCCUGGUCAUCAUGCUGAUCCUCGUGGCCAACGCCAUUGUGGGCGUGUGGCAGGAACGCAACGCCGAGAGUGCCAUCGAGGCCCUGAAGGAGUAUGAGCCUGAGAUGGGCAAGGUGAUCCGCUCGGACCGCAAGGGCGUGCAGAGGAUCCGUGCCCGGGACAUCGUCCCAGGGGACAUUGUAGAAGUGGCAGUGGGGGACAAAGUGCCUGCUGACCUCCGCCUCAUCGAGAUCAAGUCCACCACGCUGCGAGUGGACCAGUCCAUCCUGACGGGUGAAUCUGUGUCCGUGACCAAGCACACAGAGGCCAUCCCAGACCCCAGAGCUGUGAACCAGGACAAGAAGAACAUGCUGUUUUCUGGCACCAAUAUCACAUCGGGCAAAGCGGUGGGUGUGGCCGUGGCCACCGGCCUGCACACGGAGCUGGGCAAGAUCCGGAGCCAGAUGGCGGCAGUCGAGCCCGAGCGGACGCCGCUGCAGCGCAAGCUGGACGAGUUUGGACGGCAGCUGUCCCACGCCAUCUCUGUGAUCUGCGUGGCCGUGUGGGUCAUCAACAUCGGCCACUUCGCCGACCCGGCCCACGGUGGCUCCUGGCUGCGUGGCGCUGUCUACUACUUCAAGAUCGCCGUGGCCCUGGCGGUGGCGGCCAUCCCCGAGGGCCUCCCGGCUGUCAUCACUACAUGCCUGGCACUGGGCACGCGGCGCAUGGCACGCAAGAACGCCAUCGUGCGAAGCCUGCCGUCCGUGGAGACCCUGGGCUGCACCUCAGUCAUCUGCUCCGACAAGACGGGCACGCUCACCACCAAUCAGAUGUCUGUCUGCCGGAUGUUCGUGGUAGCCGAGGCCGAUGCGGGCUCCUGCCUUUUGCACGAGUUCACCAUCUCGGGUACCACGUAUACCCCCGAGGGCGAAGUGCGGCAGGGGGAUCAGCCUGUGCGCUGCGGCCAGUUCGACGGGCUGGUGGAGCUGGCGACCAUCUGCGCCCUGUGCAACGACUCGGCUCUGGACUACAACGAGGCCAAGGGUGUGUAUGAGAAGGUGGGAGAGGCCACGGAGACAGCUCUGACUUGCCUGGUGGAGAAGAUGAACGUGUUCGACACCGACCUGCAGGCUCUGUCCCGGGUGGAGCGAGCUGGCGCCUGUAACACGGUCAUCAAGCAGCUGAUGCGGAAGGAGUUCACCCUGGAGUUCUCCCGAGACCGGAAAUCCAUGUCCGUGUACUGCACGCCCACCCGCCCUCACCCUACUGGCCAGGGCAGCAAGAUGUUUGUGAAGGGGGCUCCUGAGAGUGUGAUCGAGCGCUGUAGCUCAGUCCGCGUGGGGAGCCGCACAGCACCCCUGACCCCCACCUCCAGGGAGCAGAUCCUGGCAAAGAUCCGGGAUUGGGGCUCAGGCUCAGACACGCUGCGCUGCCUGGCACUGGCCACCCGGGACGCGCCCCCAAGGAAGGAGGACAUGGAGCUGGACGACUGCAGCAAGUUUGUGCAGUACGAGACGGACCUGACCUUCGUGGGCUGCGUAGGCAUGCUGGACCCGCCGCGACCUGAGGUGGCUGCCUGCAUCACACGCUGCUACCAGGCGGGCAUCCGCGUGGUCAUGAUCACGGGGGAUAACAAAGGCACUGCCGUGGCCAUCUGCCGCAGGCUUGGCAUCUUUGGGGACACGGAAGACGUGGCGGGCAAGGCCUACACGGGCCGCGAGUUUGAUGACCUCAGCCCCGAGCAGCAGCGCCAGGCCUGCCGCACCGCCCGCUGCUUCGCCCGCGUGGAGCCCGCACACAAGUCCCGCAUCGUGGAGAACCUGCAGUCCUUUAACGAGAUCACUGCUAUGACUGGCGAUGGAGUGAACGACGCACCAGCCCUGAAGAAAGCAGAGAUCGGCAUCGCCAUGGGCUCAGGCACGGCCGUGGCCAAGUCGGCGGCAGAGAUGGUGCUGUCAGAUGACAACUUUGCCUCCAUCGUGGCUGCGGUGGAGGAGGGCCGGGCCAUCUACAGCAACAUGAAGCAAUUCAUCCGCUACCUCAUCUCCUCCAAUGUUGGCGAGGUCGUCUGCAUCUUCCUCACGGCAAUUCUGGGCCUGCCCGAAGCCCUGAUCCCUGUGCAGCUGCUCUGGGUGAACCUGGUGACAGACGGCCUACCUGCCACGGCUCUGGGCUUCAACCCGCCAGACCUGGACAUCAUGGAGAAGCUGCCCCGGAGCCCCCGAGAAGCCCUCAUCAGUGGCUGGCUCUUCUUCCGAUACCUGGCUAUCGGAGUGUACGUAGGCCUGGCCACAGUGGCUGCCGCCACCUGGUGGUUUGUGUAUGACGCCGAGGGACCUCACAUCAACUUCUACCAGCUGAGGAACUUCCUGAAGUGCUCCGAAGACAACCCGCUCUUUGCCGGCAUCGACUGUGAGGUGUUCGAGUCACGCUUCCCCACCACCAUGGCCUUGUCCGUGCUCGUGACCAUUGAAAUGUGCAAUGCCCUCAACAGCGUCUCGGAGAACCAGUCGCUGCUGCGGAUGCCGCCCUGGAUGAACCCCUGGCUGCUGGUGGCUGUGGCCAUGUCCAUGGCCCUGCACUUCCUCAUCCUGCUCGUGCCGCCCCUGCCUCUCAUUUUCCAGGUGACCCCACUGAGCGGGCGCCAGUGGGUGGUGGUGCUCCAGAUAUCUCUGCCUGUCAUCCUGCUGGAUGAGGCCCUCAAGUACCUGUCCCGGAACCACAUGCACGCCUGUCUUUAUCCAGGCCUUCUCAGGACAGUCUCGCAGGCCUGGAGUAGGCAGCCGCUGACCACCUCUUGGACCCCAGACCACACCGGGUUGGCCUCUUUGGGCCAGGGACACAGCAUCGUCUCGCUGUCAGAGCUGCUCAGAGAGGGAGGAAGCAGGGAAGAAAUGAGCCAGAAGUGAGCGCUGGGAACAGAGUGGAGUCUCCGGUGUGUACCUCAGACUGAUGGUGCCCAUGUGUUCGCCUCCGCCCCCCACCCUUGCCACCACACUCGCCCACUUGCCCACCGGGUCCCGCCGGAUAAAUGACAGGCCCGAGGUCAGAAUGGCCAUCCCCGGGCCCCGUCCUGGGGUCUCUGUCCCCACUUCCUUCUGGCCUGGGAGGUCUGUAAUUCCUGUCUCCUGGACUCUCCUGGGAAGUUCCCUGCUCUGCAGCUCUGGCCCAGGAGCUGCAGGCUGGGAGGGGGCAGCCAAGAAGCCGGAGCUGGCAGCAUACCCAGAGAUCCGGGGCCCCCCCACCCCCAAAUCACGAGUGCAGCUGGAGCUUGCUCCCCCUUGUUCGGAAGCUGGACGUUCACUUGGUGACUGGUGCCUCUGCACUGACGGAGGACUCUGGGGGUCCUUCUUACCGGCUCUGACCUCUCUCUUCGUGCCUGGUCUGGGACUGGGUCAGCCCUGGGGGAUCAGAAGGGGCCAUCUGGGCCCAGCUGUGUACAGCGAGGGUGGGCAGCCCCCUCCACUCCACUCUGCUUCCACAAAGUCGGCUCCCGAGAGCUCGAGGCUGCUUCUGUUUAUAUGUGCAGGGCCCGGGCGGGUGAAGGGUCAGAGAGACGGACACAAGGAGCCGGCAGGAGGGCGGAGCGAGGAUGUCCUUUCCCGGGAGACAAGUCGGGAAAGCCUGGCUGGACUGCCUCAGCCCCGCGCGCCUCCUGGACUCAGGGUUCCCCGUCCUGAGCUCGGGAGAUGUUCAGAGUCACACUGCCGCCCGGUCUGCCACGCAGAGGUCCAACUUGCCACCCGCGUCCCUGGUACCUGAGACCACCGACAUCCUCAGGUUCCUGACCGUGGCGCCCUUCUACCCAGCCCAGUGUGCGGCCGCCGCGCUGUCUGCACAGCUGGGGGCCUCUGAGCCUGGUGGGCUUCCUGGACUCUUGGCCUCACUCCUUGCCCCCUCCCCACGACACCCAUGAGCCGAAAGGAUGUCACUAAGGAUGGCUGAUUCCCCAAGGGCACCCGCUCUCCCUCCCUCCCUGCUGGAGGAACACGUCAUAUCAGAUGAGAGGAAGAUGGCCUCUGAUGGACAGAAUUUUUCUCUUAACUCAGCUUUUGCUACUUUGGCAAAAACUAGCGAGGGGUAGCAGAAACCUGCACCAAGGAUUGUCCCUAUGUCUUGGCCACUCCUAGAGCGUGUGCAGACUGAUGAUUUUAUAUGUAAAUCAAGACUCACAUCCCUUUCCUAGUCCCCCACAUCCAAAGCCCCUCAGCCUGCCUUGCAGACCAAUGGGCUCCAUGUUCUGUAGCCCCCUCCCCUACGCCUCACCCCUCCUCCCUCUCACAGGUUCUGGGCGGCCAGUGAGAGAAACGCAGUGGGGGAGGCAGGGAGUCUGGUGCCUGCAGAGAUUCUCUGCUUCUUUCCUGGGGGGAGGUGGGGAGGUCUUAGCAGGAGCGGGCCCUGUACCCACCUGCUGACCUGCUGUUUGGUAGAGAAAUAAAGGUUGUGUGACUGGGGGAA
This is a messenger RNA of Homo sapiens (human), 4854 nucleotides long. RefSeq names its product ATPase sarcoplasmic/endoplasmic reticulum Ca2+ transporting 3 (gene ATP2A3). Gene Ontology annotation, biological process: intracellular calcium ion homeostasis; calcium ion transport from cytosol to endoplasmic reticulum; calcium ion transport. Gene Ontology annotation, molecular function: P-type calcium transporter activity; ATP binding; ATP hydrolysis activity. The record is from RefSeq and is marked reviewed. The transcript has 23 exons. The coding region runs from base 147 to 3305 and encodes 1052 amino acids. Gene Ontology annotation, cellular component: platelet dense tubular network membrane; membrane; endoplasmic reticulum membrane. Lineage: Eukaryota; Metazoa; Chordata; Mammalia; Primates; Hominidae.